AUUUUAAUGAAAAAUAUGCAAUUAUCAUAUGAUGAACUAUGCCAAAAUAAAUUGCUAGCUUUUACUAUAUUCUCUAAAGUUAAAGCACCUUAACCAUUAAUUGAAGUAAAAUAAAAGUUUAAAAAAGUAAGGUGAUACAGCUGAAUUUAAAUUGGCAUUAUAAGAACAUAGAUCAAGAAUUUCAACUACUCUCUAUUGUUCAGUAUUAUCCACAUUUACUUUUUGUUUGAUUUUGAAAAUGAGAAAUCCUAUUUAUGCUUUGACAGCAAGGUAUUUAAAAAUUAAUAUUAAAUAAGAUCAUCUUUUUUUGGAGUGUUGAAGAAAUAUUACUUUGUACCAGUUUUGCUUUCACAACCUUUCUAAAAACAAAAUAGAUAACUUUAUGAUGAUAAAGUGAAUAAAAUCUUGAAAAAAUAUGAUUUUACAGCUCCAGAAUUUUAAUAAGCAUUUAAAUAGAUUGAAGCAGAUGGAGGAAUAAAGAAAUUUAUGAAAAAGUACCUUACAGAGAAAGAUGAAGAUCCGUAGCAACCAGCUUAAUAAACAUAAUAAUGAGAAAUAUUCAUUUAAUUUAUUUAUUAAUUUCAGAG
This is a messenger RNA of Paramecium sonneborni, 587 nucleotides long. The record is from the annotation of a GenBank genome assembly. Lineage: Eukaryota; Ciliophora; Oligohymenophorea; Peniculida; Parameciidae.